This is a messenger RNA of Triticum dicoccoides, 1656 nucleotides long. RefSeq lists its product as uncharacterized. NCBI's taxonomy places the organism in Eukaryota, Viridiplantae, Streptophyta, Magnoliopsida, Poales, Poaceae. Gene Ontology annotation, molecular function: translation initiation factor activity. The record is from RefSeq and is a predicted model, not a curated record. Gene Ontology annotation, biological process: translational initiation. The transcript has 8 exons. The coding region runs from base 639 to 986 and encodes 115 amino acids.
UCUUCUCUUCUCUCGCAAGGGAGGGGAGGGGAGGGGAGGGGAGGGGAGGGAAGGGAAGCCAAGGCCCCAGAUCAAGCGGAGCGGCGCCCAGAUCCGCCCGCAGCGGCACCGGCGAUCUGAUCCGCGACCCUCCUCGAAGUCGGCCAUGGAGCGCGGCAGCAGCCAUGGACGGCGACGCCCAAAACCCUAGCUAGCCCUCAACCUCCAAGGACGCGCGCCGGCUGCUCUCGGCGGGGAGCACCUCGACGCCGGCCAAAGGCCAUGAAAGCUGCUCCUUCCCCGCCAUGACCACCCUCUCCCUCUCAUGGAAGGUUUUUUGAUUUGAUCUCAAAUUGGCCAUUCUUAUGUGUUAGAGCAGCAGCAGCAGUAGCAGGGUUCCUUGGUGGAUACAGCAGCAGCAGCAGAAAGAGGACACCAUGGUGGGUAUAGCAGCAGCAGCAGCAGGGUUCCUUGGUGGAUACAGCAGCAGCAGCAGAAAGAGGACACCAUGGUGGGUACAGCAGCAGUAGCAGGGCUGCAUCUUCAAGGUCAGCAGCAGCAGCGGCUCGAUGGACGGUGAUCCCUUCUCCACCUCUCGUUUCAUAUGCAAGCAGGCAAGAUUUCAUCCCUACAGCAGAGGAUAAGGGCCUCACUUGAUCAUGCCUGCCAGUCAAGGUCGCAACCCACGGAGGGGGGACGCGCUGUUGUUCGGCAUUGGCUGCGCAAACCGCCACGCAGGAAGGCACCCUCUAUGGACGGGGAUGACCACGAUGCAGGGGAGGAUGAGGACCGGUACAUUGAGCUCGACCACGACGGGGCACCGCACAAGUGCCCAGGAUGCUCUUCGGAUGGCUCCCAGGAUGGGAUUGAACCUAGUUGAGGUCCUUGGGAAAUCAGGCCCUCCUGUUUCCAAGAUCAUAGGCUUUCACAAAGACAAGUAUACCAAGGAUGCCAUGGAGAAAGAUCGCCUAAAAGAACAAGGUCAUAAUGUUGUACCGAGGGCAUAAAGUUGUAUCCAGGAUGGGCUUGCACCUGGUUGAGGUCCAUCGGAAAUAGGACCAUCCUGCUUGCAAGAUCAUGGACUUCCACAAAGACAAGUAUAACAAGGAUGUCAAGGAGAAAGAGCACGUAAAAACCAAGGUAUGUGUGUUGUGCCAUCACUAUUGACGCUGAGUUGAGAUGCUUAGAGCACAGCAAAGAUAUUCCAUGUGCUGGCUAUUAUAUUUGUAAAGAAUUUUGUUUUUCUCAAGGGAAGGGAGGAGUAAAUGAGAUGGUGGGAUUGACUCUAACCUGUCAAUCUGCUGGUUUUGAUGGCUGUAGCAUGUGUUGUUCAGUUGCAACAUAAGACAUGGUUGUGCAUGUUUUGAUCCUUGUUGUGGAAUCGAAACAACUCCUUGUAUAGUUUAUUUGAUUAUUACUGCCAGUAUUCUGCCUGUGAGCCAUGGUGUUGAUUUCAAGUGGAAGAACCGCUGUCCGUUGUUUUCAGGGUCCAAGAAGUAUGUUUUCUUGUUUUGAUAGGUAUGUUUUCUUGUUUUGAUAGGUAGAGCCAUGUACUGCUCACGGUCCAAGAAGUAUGUUUUCUUGUUUUUGUUUUGACCUUGUGAAACUUGCUACCUAUGGAUGAAACUGUGUAAUAUUGACGAAACUAUGUAUAUGUACGGAUGAAACUUGCUACUA